Messenger RNA from Coregonus sp. 'balchen', 16144 nucleotides. Lineage: Eukaryota; Metazoa; Chordata; Actinopteri; Salmoniformes; Salmonidae. The record is from the annotation of a GenBank genome assembly.
AUGGGCGAUGAACACAGCCUCAUUCCAACUGUUCUGAUGAGUCAGGGGCCUAGCAACCUGGCAGCUGGCGAUGGUCUGGCGUCAGACUCCAUGCUGCCUCUGUGCUGCGUGAGCAGCAUGUUUGCAGAAUUUAAUUAAAGUAUCGAUGCAGUACUUUGAGAGCUGGAAUCCACAGAAAUUAAUGUAUCUCUCUCUCUGUGGGAACCCAGGUCGUAGAGCCCCUGUUUGUGAAGGGAGACCACAUCAAAGAUGCCAUUGAAAUGUACACGGUGGCUUGGAGGUGGGAGCAGGCUCAUAAGGUAUGUAUCCUCCUCAAUGUCCCAUCUCGUCAUCUGGCUCGCCCAGUUUAAAUUGGCAGGGGGUUGAUUGAAAUGGAAAACACUGCUGUGCUUUCUAUGUUUAGUUGUAGCGGGCCUGUGUGUUCUUUUAAAGUGGGAUUUGGAGUGAAUUGGAGUGAGAAUCAAAGUGAGUUAAAGUGAGCUGGCUACAUACACACAAAUCAAAAUCAAAUCAAAUUGUAUUUGUCACAUGCUUCGUAAACAACAGGUGUAGACUAACAGUGAAAUGCUUACUUUCCAAUAACGCAGAGAGAAAAAUAUAACAACUUAUAGAAAUAUAAUAACACGAGCAAUAAAUACACAAUGAGUAACGAUAACUUGGCUAUGUACACGGGUAUCAGUACACACACACUCACACACAAUCAUUGUGUGUCCUAGCUGUCCUAGCUGGCAGCGAAAUGUAUGACCCCGGAGGACGUGUCGGCUCUGUACAUCAGGACCUGGAGGGAGAGGGGAAUACAAGGAGGCAGAAAGGUAACCUCUACCUCUCUCUCAUGACCCUGUAAAACAACACAUUUCACUGCACCUAUCCUGUGUAUGUGACAAUGAAACAUAUCUUAUUUUCUUUCCACUCCCUCUCUCUUCCUCUCCUCUCCCUCUCUCUUCCUCCCCACUCCCUCUCUCUUCCGCUCCACUCCCUCUCUCUUCCUCCCCACUCCCUCUCUCUUCCUCCCCACUCCCUCUCUCUUCCUCCCCACUCCCUCUCUCUUCUCUCCCCUCCCUUCUCUUUCCUCCCCACUCCCUCUCUCUCUCCUCCCCACUCCCUCUCUCUCUCCUCCCCACUCCCUCUCUCUUCCCUCCACUCCCUCUCUCUUCGCUUCAUCUCCCCUCUCCCCACUCCCUCUCUCUUCCUCCCCACUCCCUCUCUCUUCCUCCCCACUCCCUCCUCUCUCUUCCGCCCCACUCCCUCUCUCUUCCGCCCCCCCCUUCUCUUUCCGCUCCACUACUCCUCUCUCUUCCUCCCCACUCCUCUCUCUUCCUCCCUCCCUCCCUCUCUCUCUUCCUCCCCACUCCCUCUCUCUUCCUCCACUCCCCCUCUCUCUUCUCCUCCACUCCCCCUCUCUCUUCUCCUCCACUCCCUCUCUCUUUUCCCCUCCAUUCCCUCUCUCUUCCGCUCCAACUCCCUCUCUCUUUCCGCUCAACUCCCUUCUCUUCUUCCUCCCCACUCCCUCUCUCUUCCUCUCCUCCCUCCCUCUCUCUUCCUCUCCACUCCUCCCUCUCUCUUCCUCUCCCUUCCCCCAUCCCCUCUCUCUUCCUCCCACUCUCUCUCUCUUCCUCUCCACUCCUCUCUCUUCCUCUCCACUCCCUCUCUCUUCCCGCUCAACUCCCUCUCUCUUCCCUCACUCCCUCUCUCUUCCUCCCCCCUCUCUCCCUCCUCUUCUCUUCCUCCCACUCCCUCUCUCUUCCUCCCACUCCCUCUCUCUUCCUCCUCCACUCCUCUCUCUUUCCCCCCUCCCUCUCUCUUCCGCUCCACUCCCUCUCUCUUCCUCCCACUCCCUUCUCUUCCUCCCCACCUCCCUCCCUCUCUCUUUCCUCCCCACUCCCUCUCUCUUCCUCUCCACUCCCUCUCUCUUUCCGCUCCACUCCCUCUCUCUUCCUCCCACUCCCCCCCUCUCUUCCUCCCCACUCCCUCCCUCUCCCCUUCCUCCCCACUUCUCCUCUCUCUUCCUUCCCCCCACUCCCUCUCUCUUCCGCUCCACUCCCUCUCUCUUCCUCCCUCACUCUCUCUUCCUCCCCCUCCUCCCUCUCUCUCUUCCUCCCCACUCCCUCUCUCUUCCUCACUCCCUCCCUCCUUCUCUUCUUCCCCUCCCCACUCCCCCCUCUCUUCCUCCCCUCCAUCCCUCUCCUUCCUCUCCACUCCCUCCUCUUCUUUCCGCUCCUCCCUCUCUCUUUUCCUUCCUCCCCCCCUUCCUCCCCCUCCCUCUCUCUUCCUCUCCCACUCCCUCUCUCUUCCUCUCCUCCCUCCCUCUCUCUUCCUCUCCACUCCAUCCCUCUCUCUUCCUCCCCACUCACUCUCUCUUCCUCUCCACUCACUCUCUCUUCCUCUCCAUUCCCUCUCUCUUCCGCUCAACUCCCUCUCUCUUCCGCUCAACUCCCUCUCUCUUCCUCCCCACUCCCUCUCUCUUCCUCUCCACUCCCUCUCUCUUCCUCUCCACUCCCUCUCUCUUCCUCUCCACUCCCUCCCUCUCUCUUCCUCUCCACUCCAUCCCUCUCUCUUCCUCCCCACUCACUCUCUCUUCCUCUCCACUCACUCUCUCUUCCUCUCCACUCACUCUCUCUUCCUCUCCACUCCCUCUCUCUUCCUCUCCACUCCCUCCCUCUCUCUUCCUCUCCACUCCAUCCCUCUCUCUUCCUCUCCACUCACUCUCUCUUCCUCUCCACUCCCUCUCUCUUCCUCUCCACUCUUCUUCUUUUCAUCUCUCCCUCCCUCCCUAUUAUUCAUUACCCCCCUCUGUUUUACAUCCGUAUCGACCACAACCCUGCUGCCAAAUGAAUGAUGGAUUUUAUCACGUCAAAGGCUAAGUUUUCCGACAUUGGGUUAUAGGGCCCUGCUUAUAUUUCACUCACAUCCAGAAAAUUGUCGGUUGCAGUUCAGGUCAAGGUCCUACUACAACAAAUUGACAAACAAAAGUGUUCAAUUGUCGUGCACUGAGAGCAAAUUGGACUUUAAUCAGGUGCUCUGGCUGUGCUGUGUUGUGACGAUCCCCAGCCUAUCUCUCUGCCUCUAAAGAAGCCUGUGUCUUUACAUAUUAGACAGAGUAAUCUCCCUCACACGCUGCCAGUCUGCCACAAAGUCAAUAUGUCACCACGUGCCCCCAACUCUGUCAUCUCAAUACUUGCCUCUCUUAUUGAUCUCUCCUGUGAAAAAUGUGGAGCAACAUUCAUCAGUAAAGGGCAACUUCAUUUUGUGAGAAGAAAUUGUAUUUUCUUCUCAUGCCUAAUUUGCAGUUUAUGUAAUCAGAGAUUGAAUCAUUCUUCAUCUCAGUGCAUAGCAAUGCAGUCAGACCUGUGUGUGUGUGUGUGUGUGUGUGUGUGUGUGUGUGUGUUUGAACGUGUGUGUGUGCGUGCAUGCCUGGAAUAUCGGCAGGCUGUUUGCGACAGGCCAGUGGAGGAGCCGGACUUGGCCAUCACCAUGUAUAAGAAGAACAAGAUGUUUGACGACAUGAUUCGCCAGACAUCACCCAGACCUGUUGGCUGAGACUCACCUGCACCUGGCUAUGGUCAGCGAUAGGGGGCGCUGUCUAAAGAGAAAAUAUAAACAUCUUAUAGGGAUCAUUUUGAAAAAAUCUUAUCAGAGGGUCUCAAGGUGAUUUAGAUUAGCCAGGAAAACCAGGUUCCCUAAUCUCUAUUUCAGGAGUUGGAGAUAGAGUCCAGGUUUUCGGAAGCGGAUUACCAGUAUAUGGAGGGCCAGGAGUGGAAGGCUGCAGUCAACAUGUACCGUGUCAACGACAUGUGGGAGGAGGCCUACAGGGUAUGUGUCCACAUCACUAACAAAGUUAACCUGAGAGAGUGAGUGUCUGUCAACAGCAGGACUGUGUGAUUGUGACACCCCUGGCUUGGCCUGUUAUGCUGUAUCAAGGACAGUGGUCUGUGCUAACAGACAGAGCAGAAGGAGCACAGGGUGGAUGUGUUACACUGCAAGACCUCUCACAGGCCUCCUAACAUUCUCUCUAAAAACAUAAUCACCUGGCUGCAACUAUGCUACUUCUGCUCCCUCCUUUCAGGCCCGCCAUUGGACCAAUAUAGAGGCACAUCCUCUUUAUUUAACACUCAGUUGUACAAUUAUUUAUUAAGGGCUCCAGUAGAAAAAAUUCAAUUUAUCUAGCUCUCUCUACAGCUCUCUCUCUGUAUGUAGCUGUUUCGCUCUCUCUUGCUCUUCUCCGUGCUGUGAGAGGCACGUGAGGUGAUUGUUGGUGGGAGCUUCUGGCAUGUUAAUCAGUUGUUCCUGCUCCUCUUCCCCUGUGUGUGUGUGUGUGUGUGUGUGUGUGUGUGUGUGUGUGUGUGUGUGCGCGUGGCAGGUGGCGAAGAGCCAUGGGGGAGCCAGUGCCCAUAAGCAGGUGGCCUACCUGUGGGCCAAGAGUCUGGGAGGGGAGGCUGCCGUCAAACUGCUCAACAAGUUUGGUCUGCUGGAGACCGCCAUCGACUUUGCAGCAGACAACUGGUGAGUAGAUCAAUGCACUGGACUGCACUUUACUGUACUGUACUGCCUGGAACCUCUUCAAUAUCGCUGUGAUGAAGAAUCUUUCUGCAGUUAAAUUCUGAUCACUGGGAGGUACUUGAUGAAGUAUCUGAUGUAUCUGUUCUGUGAUUUACACAAUACCAAGCCUAUCUUAUAUUGCACAACAUGUUCGAAUUUGAAAACAUUUUGUUAAUAGUCCGAAGCAUUCAACAAGACAUAAGCUAUUAAGCCCUUCCCCAUUCAUUCCUAUGACAAGAGUCAAUAUUGAUGCAGUAGCUCUGUAACCUUGUAGAGGAGACUGUGGUCAUGACUCUUCUCUUGUCCUCUCUCAGCUCCUUUGCCUUUGCCUUUGAACUGGCUCGUCUCUCCACCAAGAACAAGAUCCCUGAGAUCCACCUGAAAAACGCCAUAAUGCUGGAGGAUGAGGUAUAAUACCACAUCUUAUACAAUUCCAACGUACACACACACAGACACGCGCUCACACACACACACACAAACACACACACACACACACCACGUCCAACUCCUACUCAUCCUCACAAUCACACACUCAUUGUCACUCAAGGUUACACUGCAGGUUGCAUCAUAUCAAAGAUUAAUUAAAAUGUUCUCCGUUGCCGGCCCAAAUUUGUGUCUGAGCGCCGUGGUUCUGCAGCCAUUAAAUGUCACGUAUGCAUUAUUAAUCCCUCCAACGCCGAGCACUGAGCUGUGAUAUUGUUUCAUUUUUCAAGGGCAAGUUCGCCGAAGCCAAGACAGAGUUCAUCAAAGUGGGGAAACCAAAAGAGUGCAGAUGUAGGUAUAUCAGGAGGAGUUUUUCUUCGCCACCUAGCAAGUGGUGCCGGCAUGUGUCCCCUACAGAAGUCAGAGCUUCAAGCCUUCCUGAGUAGACUUCAAAAGGAGCGCCGGUGCCAGCACAGCUCAUGCCUCUUCCACUUCAGAACUUCCCCUCACUUCUCUGUACAUUGGUUAUAGACCACCUAAUAAGUGUGUUAGAUGAUGUGGUGCAGGCAGGCAGGUUUGGAGGGGAGCUCAGCUCUCACACACACGUAGCAGAGUAGCUGAGGAACACUCAACCCUGUUCUCUUACGGUGAGGGAAAAAAGUAUUUGAUCCCCAAGAUCAAAGAGCUCUCCAAGGAUGUCAGGGACAAGAUUGUAGACCUACACAAGGCUGGAAUGGGCUACAAGACCAUCGCCAAGCAGCUUGGUGAGAAGGUGACAACAGUUGGUGCGAUUAUUCGCAAAUGGAAGAAACACAUAAGAACUGUCACUCUCCCUCGGCCUGGGGCUCCAUGCAAGAUCUCACCUCGUGGAGUUGCAAUGAUCAUGAGAACGGUGAGAAAUCAGCCCAGAACUACACGGGAGGAUCUUGUCAAUGAUCUCAAGGCAGCUGGGACCAUAGUCACCAAGAAAACAAUUGGUAACACACUACGCCGUGAAGGACUGAAAUCCUGCAGCGCCCGCAAGGUCCCCCUGCUCAAGAAAGCACAUAUACAGGGCCGUCUGAAUGAUUCAGAGGAGAACUGGGUGAAAGUGUUGUGGUCAGAUGAGACCAAAAUCGAGCUCUUUGGCAUCAACUCAACUCGCUGUGUUUGGAGGAGGAGGAAUUCUGCCUAUGACCCAAGAACACCAUCCCCACCGUCAAACAUGGAGGUGGAAACAUUAUGCUUUGGGGGUGUUUUUCUGCUAAGGGGACAGGACAACUUCACCGCAUCAAAGGGAUGAUGGACGGGGCCAUGUACCGUCAAAUCUUGGGUGAGAACCUCCUUCCCUCAGCCAGGGCAUUGAAAAUGGGUCGUGGAUGGGUAUUCCAGCAUGACAAUGACCCAAAACACACGGCCAAGGCAACAAAGGAGUUGCUCAAGAAGAAGCACAUUAAGGUCCUGGAGUGGCCUAGCCAGUCUCCAGACCUUAAUCCCAUAGAAAAUCUGUGGAGGGAGCUGAAGGUUCGAGUUGCCAAAACGUCAGCCUCGAAACCUUAAUGACUUGGAGAAGAUCUGCAAAGAGGAGUGGGACAAAAUCCCUCCUGAGAUGUGUGCAAACCUGGUGGCCAACUACAAGAAACGUCUGACCUCUGUGAUUGCCAACAAGGGUUUUGCCACCAAGUACUAAGUCAUGUUUUGCAGAGGGGUCAAAUACUUAUUUCCCUCAUUAAAAUGCAAAUUAAUUUAACAUUUUUUUGUUUUUCUGGAUUUUGUUGUUGUUAUUCUGUCUCACUGUUCAAAUAAACCUACCAUUGAAAUUAUAGACUGAUCAUGUCUUUGUCAGUGGGCAAACGUACAAAAUCAGCAGGGGAUCAAAUACUUUUUUCCCUCACUGUAUAUCGAGGUGGAGUUGAGUUUUGAUAACUGGUCGCGUGAUUUGCUUUGUUUGUCCUGUACAACUGCGGUCCUUCUGUGGGGUGCUGAAAUUCAUACUUUUAAUAAAAACUUUUAGAAAAUACAACCUCAGAAUUUUUCCUCGUUGCUCGUAAGCUGAGAUUCAAUUAAGUCUGUGCUAUCCGGUAUCCUUGGGAUGUCCCUACCCCAUUAAAGUUUACAUUUUAAAUGGUAAGGGUUAAGGUUACGGUUGGGGUUAAGUUAUUGUUAGGGUUUAGGGUAGGGACGUCCCAAGGCUCCCGGAUAGCACAGACCCAAUUGAAUCUCAGUUUAUGUAGUACGAGCAAUGAGGGAAAAGUCGGUGAUUGUAUUCGCUAAAAGUUUUUAUUCAAGUAUGAAUUUCAGCACCCCGCGGAAGGACCACAGUUGUACAGGACAAACAUAGGUACAGGUAAGCUUUUUCAGAAUUGACAUUUUUACAAGAAUCGACUGAUGGUGGCACAACUACCUCUCGAUAUAAGAUAACGGCGUUGAGCAUUCCUCAGCUAGUAGCAGAGGAACUGGAGCCCUGUCACUGAGCCUGUUUGAUCUCUGUAUCCUGUAGAGGGUAUAGGAUGGGAGAUAACUGUACUGUAGACAGACCUACAGUAUUAGAGCUACUGGAAGAUAACACAAUUAGUGUAAAAACUAGUGACACAUUGUCUAGUUAAUAUCAACUGGAGCUGGAGCACUUUAAUCUGUGAAUAUCAAGUAUUUUAGAGAGUGUUUGCUGUCUUCAAUCUGAUAAAUAAAAAACUUGAACUAUAACAAAAUGAAGAGGGAGGUUAACUCACAGCCUGGUGUGUCCCUUACAGGUACGUUCAUAACCAGGACUGGGUUGGAGCCCAGAGGGUGGCGGAGGCCAACGACCCAGACUGUGUGUCAGAUGUGCUGGUGGGCCAAUUUCUGUUUUGAACAGAAGGACUUUCAGAAGGCUGACGCCUUCCUUCUCAGGGCUCAGAAGCCAGAGCUGGUCAUCAAGUACCACAAAGUAAGACACUGUCUUUAUGUUUGAACUGGGCAGAACUGACACUCCAGACUCCUAAUUGACAGUCAGGAGCUGACAGGGUUGGUUUGAAAGAGGACUUUGGAGAUGUGAAUGAAUCAAACCAUUUGACUCAGAUUGUCCUCAGUGAGGUUUAAUACUUAAAAUCAGGAAUUAUCUCUGUCACCAAAAAAAGAAACUGUUAGAUUUAUGCAAGAAGCCACAGUGAUUAUAUAGUGAGCCUUCAUCAUUCUUAAUCAGAGGGUUCAUAUUCUAGUCAAUUCAUUAUUCUCUGUGUUCUGAAGCUUUACAGAGAAUACUACAAGUUAAACAGAAUGCAAUGCUCCGUAAUGUUUUCAUUCCAUAAUUCACACUGUUCGUUUGGCUGGAUGUGCUUCACAGAGUUUGGUGCCCCCGGGUACUGAGUGCUGUUGUUGUUGUUGGUGUUUUGUUGUUGUUUUAGGACGUGGAGAAGUGGAGUGAUGCCAUGCAGAACUGUAAAGAGUACCUGCCCAACAAGCUGAGCAUCCUCCAAGAGGAGUAUGAGAAGGAGGGUGCCAAGAAGUGCUCCCGGUGAGCAAGACACUUACACACACUCCAACAACAUCUGUGUUUUUACAUCACUUUUUCCUGGUUAUUAUCACUUUUUUAACUUGUUUGUUUGUGGCUUUGGCGAGGCAGAGAAAACGGGUUUCACCGUUACAUGUUAACAGAGAAGGAGAAGAAAGAAACGGUCAUGUACACACUGUGGUGUCGUGGUCUGUUAUUCAUCUGUAUGUGCAUUGGGUCGAUGCGUUAUUAAACAUUGGCAGCGUUUUAUCCUGAAUGAAAUCAGCUCAUUAUAGUGCAGACACGCAGCGCCUCCAUCCGUCUCCAACCAUCAGCUCCCUGCUUUUUAAUGACUUGUGGGAAAAGAUCAAAGCCUCCGUCAAAAAGAAAGGGGGGAAAAAGAAAGUGAGACAUUUAUUCUGCAGUUUUUAGUUCAGUUCCUAAUUGAGAGUAAUUCAGCCCUCUGAUACUGUCAAUCAUGCUCAGUUGAGAGCCAGAACUCUCUAACACAUGUUGCCUUUCACUUUGACUCGUUUCUGUCUUUAACAUCACAAGGGUUGAGUUUGUAACGCAGUGGAGGAGAGAGAGAGAGAUACGAUUUUAAUGAGAGAAGUGUGCACUGUGUAUUCUUGUAUUUGCCUUUCGAAGCCUUAAUCAUUAAUCGCAGACAGACAUGUACAGUAUUCUGUCUGUUCUUAGAAUGGGCUUCCAAGUCUUAUGUUCUAGUUCUGUUAUUCCCUUCACUUCCAUCUGGUCCAUUAAUCACCAAUGCGUCUCAGUUAUAGCUAAUUCAUAGUGCCAAGGAGGACAUGUAAAUGUCUUACUGAUGGUGUGUGGGUGUAUGUUCUCUGUCUGUGUACAGUGGGGUGGAGGGCAUGGUGGAGCAAGCCAGGGAAUGGGAGCAGUCUGAGGAGUACACCUGGGCCGUUGAGUGUUACCUCAAGGUCAAGGACUCCACCAACGUCCCCCUCAUGGAGAAGUGCUGGAUGAAGGUACACAAUGGAGCCCCAGGACUGUCAAUGAAUGUCACUAUAGCAUAACCCACACAUGCUGUCCUUACAAACCGACUGCUGUAGUUUCACUUGUGUUUCUGUGUAUGAGACAAGCCUCUAUCUGUGGCCCUGGAUGUACGGUUGUGCCACUUCAUAUUUCCUGUGUGUUUCUGUGCCACUAUCUGUGGCCCUGAGCAUAGUGCCUCAAUGUGUUGUGUGUAUGACCUCCUCCAGGCUUCUGAGUUGGCAAUCAAGUUCCUGACCCAGGAGAGGGCUGUGGAUGUGAUCCACGCUGUGGGCCCUCGCCUCACCCAGUUCAGGAAGUACAGUGCUGUGAGUCACCACUCACUUCCUGCUGUGGAUCCCUCAAUACUAACAGCUUCUUGAUAUUGAUCAUUCCGUGUUAUUUUGUACAUGCGUGGUUUUAGGCUACUGUAUGUCAACUGGUAUGUGGAAAUUCUAUUUAAGUAAAUACAGCAAUUUCAUGCUAUUUAGAAUGUUUAUUCAUAUUGAUUUGACAUGGAGUGUAGAAGACAGGUAUCCAAUCAAAGAUUGCAUUGACGGGACCAUUAUGUGCCUGUUCAUAGCUAGUCUUGAACAAAUACAGUAUGAAUGUUCAUCUUUCACUCCUUCAAAAUGUUUGAGGUCAAAUAUCAAUUUCGUCUUUUAGAAAUAUUCUGUGAAAAAGAUUUAGGGGACAUAACUACAUUCAGCAACAGCUUUUAUCAAUCUAAAGGUGUGGAGGUCGCUCUGCCAACGGAAAGCGAGGGUUUUGAUGCGAGUGUGUUGAUAGAAAAAGACAAGGCAUCCCAUGUUUUAUGCCUAUUCUCUGGUGUCCUUCAAGCAUUCUUUUGAGAUGCCAAAUGUAUUAUUUUCCUCAGGCGGCUGAGCUGUACCUCAACCUGGACCUAAUUAAGGAAGCCAUAGAUGCAUUCAUCGAGGGAGAAGAAUGGAACAAAGCCAAGAGAGUGGCCAAGGAGCUGGAUCCAAGGUGAGCCUGUCUACAACGCUGCCUGGUUGCCCCUGACAACAAGCCUAUCCAGCUAGAAUACCCCCUCUGUCAUUAGGCUACAGCUAGGGGAAAUCACACAGUGUGUCAGUCAGAGGCCUCACAGGCAUCAGUCAGCUGCUGCUGCCUCUAAAAACCAGCGAGACAGAGGGAGAUUUAGUGAAUGGGAUUCGAUUCCUUUAAUCUAUUCUGUAUGUUGCAUUAUAGUCAUUUAGGAUCUCAUCCAGAGUGAAUGACAGUACCUAACUAGUUAAUGUGGUUAUUUAUUUUUAUUUUAUUUUUGUCAAAGUCAAUUUUAUUAGACAAUGUGUUUUUCUCAUUCACAUGGCUGUUGUCAUGUUUGACUUAGCUUUGUCUCAACAUCCCUGCUUGUUUCAGAGCCUUUAUAACGCAUAUAUAAUCAACUGCUGUGCUGUCUGUCUGGAGAACAGAACAGACUCCUUCACACAAUGAGAGCUGCUGAUGCUCCAUAGGCUCCCACUUAUUACUGUUGUCCUUUAGUAUAGUACAUUUGUGUUGUGAUUUAUCUAUCUGGGGAGUAGUACAUGGUGGCAUUGCUUUCAUAUACUCCAGCUCCUGAACACAGUCAUUAUAGUACAUAAUAGAGGACAAUGAAGGAUAUUUAACUUUUCUUCUGCAUUGUGUGUCUAUCCUAACUAUUCAUGUAGGUUUGAAGAUUAUGUGGACCAGCGAUACAAAGAACACUUGAAAAACCAAGGCAAAGCUUAUUAGGUAAGUAGCUACAAUUUAAAGUAACUACGUAUUGCAAAUAAUAAGCCAAUUUCUAAGUAAUACUUACUCAGCAAGUACAGUAUAACUUGCAAUAUUAUAUGUAUAUAAUGUUAUUAAAAAAAUAAGCUUUUGAUUUCAGUUGAGAAUCAGAAAGGGUAGUGUCAGUGUCAUUUUGCGGUGGUGUACUAUAAGAUACCUUGCAUGUCACAGUGUGUACCCACCUCUAAUUCCUCAACUCUCUCCUCCUCACCUCCUCUUUCUCUGCUCCCCGACUGUUGGGAGGAGAUCAUUGAAAUGGUUGCCUAGAUUCCAUCCACUCAGAAAUAAGAGCUGAAUAACAGAAUUGAUCCAGAUUCCCAGUCCUUCCUCUCUUUGUUAUACCACAUCAGAAUGGCUCAGUGGCUCUGACUUCUCUAGUUGAAUGAUGAUGAAAAAGUCCCGCCUGUGAAAUGUGAAUGGCAGAUUUGGAAGAACGUGUCGCUCCAUGUGUAUUGUUUGCAUAAUGCACCAAAGACCUCAUAAUGUGCGUGUUUGUAACCAUCAAGCUAGUUUUAAAAGCAUGUUUCAAAGUUUCUGGAAGCUAGCUAUUACAAGGCUUCCAUUGCCUUGUAAAACUACUGAAAGGCUUCCAUUGCUUUUUGUAGUAGUUUUUCUGUAAGUGUAUACCAUCAAUUAGUAAUUUGUGAUCUUCUCUAAUCCUAGCUGAUAGGAGUGGAUGUCAUGGCAGCUCUGGACAUGUAUACUGAGAGAGGCAAAUGGGAGAAGUGCAUUGAGAUCGCCUCUAAACAGGUAGUGACUCUACCAUCAACACUCCUGCUUUAGUAUCAUUGUCUUUCAUCCUUUUCAUUGUAUUUUCACAGUUUUAUUCCAUUACUGUUUUUCUUUUUAAUAUUUGUAGAGUUACAAGAUUCUUCACAAGUAUGUGGCCCUGUACGCCACCCACCUGAUCAAGGAGGGAGAUGCAGAGAAGGCCCUGAACUUGUAUGCCCCGCAUGGCGCCCCAGCCAACCCCCCAGAACUUCAAAAUCUACAAGAGGAUGUUCCUGGACCUGCUGAGCCUGCUGGGUAGACACAGCGCUGAGUCAGUAACAGGUCAGAACGUACUGUAUAGUGACCACACGUAUUGUCCCUGUGUGUAGUUGCUAUGUAAUGACAGUUUAAGGUAGUGACAGUUUUUUAUAGUCUCGUUGUCUAUCUGUUUGCAGUGUGAGAACCUGACCAAGUCUUCGGAGGCCAACUCUCCUGCCCACGAAGAGUUUGAGCAGAUGCUGAUCUCGCACUACUACGCCACGUGAUCCGCUGCCACGGGGGUUGACCAACUGUACAUUCACCUGCUUUUUCCAUGACAUAGACUGACCAGGUGAAUCCAGAGCUGAUCCCUUAUUGAUGUCACUUGUUAAAUCCACUUCAAUCAGUGUAGAUGAAAGGAGAGGAGCAGUGUUUCCGCUCCACUCAUUUUGCUGUGGCGCUGCACCACGGAAAAAUAAUUGCCGCCACUAUGGAAUAUGGAACAUGAAAAAAACAUUUCUGCUGAGGGGCACUUUAAAGAUGCUAGAACAGUCCACAUUUACUUUUCCUCUGCAAACAAAACGAGUAAUUGAUAGAUAAAGUUACAGGACGAGUGCCAUAGGGAGGAAAACAUGCAUUCUGACAAGCAGUCAAUGCACAACAAUUCUUGCAAUUGCAAAAACAGCAGUUUUAAUGGCCUUUGUUAAAAAGAGGGGGAUCCCAGCUUUCCAUUCCUACUUUAUUUAUUUCUCAACUUCUAAAACUGCACUAUUUUAAACCCAGAGUUUUUAACAGCAGCAUGGUUAAGCAAGUUAACACUCAGCAAUUUGCAGUGAGUGCAUAUGGGAGAGUGGGGCUAAAUGUAACACCGGUCAAUUGUAGGCUAACUUGGGGUACAAUGCCGCUCUACCUCAAAAUAUUUUUUGGGGAGUGACUUAAAAAAAAAUAUGAGACAUAAUAUUCUUUGUUGAGCAAGAGUAGUGGCAACCAGGUAAAGUGAUGGGGGGGAAGAGGAAUGGUGAUAUGAAGUGGUUUCUGUGAGAAGUACAGGCAGGGAGCGUAUUACCCCGCAUGGCGAGUUGCCCCAAGUUACCCUAACGGGUAGGCCUACAUUAAAUUCACUGUGUUUAUGCAAGUUUUUUGGGACAUAGAAUUCAUCAAUAGGAUAAUAACUAGUUAAAAUAUCACAUUUGGGAUCUGGCUAAUGAUUAGCCCAAUAGGGUAAAUGCAGAUAGGCAACCCCAUGCUUCAGCCUAUUUAUUUGCACUUUGCUGCAUCAGUUGGGCUACGGGUGAUAAUUGUUUAUUGCUAAUACCUGAUUAUAUGGACCAUGCAUAGGCUAGAAACAUGGCCCAAUAUGUUAAAAUAAUUUAUCUAAUAAUUUUACCAAUGUGUUAAUGGACUCAUUUCUGGAGGUGUAAAUUAUAUUUUAGAUGGUGUCAGCAUACUUUUAUUUUCAUUCAUUUUGGAGUAGAAUGUCCUUUUAAAAAGUCACCAGAACUGAGCUUCUCAGUCCUUCUACAUAAGAAUUCUAGGAGGGACCCAAGCUGUCUAUCUCCCUGCUGCGCCACACAGAGCUUAUCCCAGCUGACAAGGCCUUCUACGAGGCGGGCAUGGCUGCCAGGGUAAGAGAACUGCUCGUAUGAGCCUCAGCCAAUCGCGCUGGGGGGCUUGAGCCCCCUGGGAACUAUUCUGAUCAAAGUCCCCUGAGUCUGUGCUCCUGGUAGGCCCGCUGGAGGUGUUAUGAAUAAUGUUGUGCCCAAACAGCAGUAUGGAGUAGCAUAUCGCAUCGUCCAUGUUCAGAAUGAAAUAAUUUUGGAAAAUGUCAAACUCUCCCGACUCGCUGAAGAACUAUUUGUCUUUCAAAAAAAAAAAAAAAUGUUACUCCAGUAUUCGGAUUUAGUUGUGAAUGUCAGGUUGAUGAUGGUGAAUGUGAUUCUCUCUACAGGCUGUGGGCUGGGAGAACAUGGCCUUUAUUUUCCACAACCGCUUCCUGGUUCUGUCUGAUGUGAGUCCCCACUCAGCUUUACCUGGGGGUUUCAACUCAACUUGACCUAAAUCUGCAGACUUUUUCACUCAGCAUAAAAACUUCACAUGUAGCAUAUAUGAUCGAUAGCAAUGUAUAUUUCAUCAUAUGAACAGUGAUGAGUAACUAUCCUGAAUGAAAAAUGUUCUGUAUCCAUUGUGUUUGAAUUAGAUUGUUUGAAGAAGAGAUAGUGAGUGAAUGUUGUCUUGAUGCCUGUUGUUGUUUGUGUGUUGUGGUGUUUCCAGGAAGAUAGAUUAAGGAAAUCUGGACACUCAGGACUACUCUGAUUUCCAGGACACGUACAUCCCCUUCGAGGUUCCUGUCCCUGCUAAGCUACACGUCACUGUAAGGCACAAGUCGAUUUUUUGCUGUGCUAUUAUCAUAUCGUUUGCUUUGCUGUGUCGUUAUGAUGUCUUAUAACAUGACAGGUCUGAAAUGUUGCUGUGUUAUGACUGUCCUGUGACAGUGUUACCUUGAUAGCUCAUUACGUUGUGAUUUUGUUUGCUUAGCUACAGUAUGUUACUAUUUAAUGAUGUGUGUAAUGUUGCUGUAGUGUGACUGUCCUGUGAUAGUCUUAUGUUAUGAUGGCACUAAGCUGUGAUGGUGUUAUGGUAUGAGGCUGUUGUUGAUGCUGUUGAUGUUGUUGUCGUGUCCCAGGAUGCCCAGAGUGAGGAGAUCCGUGACUGGGUGUUGACGGUGUCCAUGGACCAGCGGGUGGAGCAGGCAGGCGCUGCCCAAAGACGAGAGGGACACCUACAAAGCCUCUCUACUGGCAGCCAACACCGGCAUCCGCUCCCUGCCUUGCGUCAUCGCAGGUGGGUGGGAGAACCCCCCUACAGAGCACCUUACCCUCUCCCAUCUAUGGAAUUACCCCAGUGUCUAGGACUGUACCAUCUACUCCAGGGGUGUGAAAAGUAUGAGGGGGCUAUUAUUGGAGAGUAUUUUAUAAUUGCCUGUUAUUAUUGUAAUUUGCAUGGAUUCACAAAAUUACAUAUGAACCCCAACAUAUUUUGUUAUUCAACCUAACUAGUUGAUGUCAGGUGAGAGUGUGUUUACUGUGCUGGUAGGCAGAGCAGAGUUGCUGUCCAGGGUGCUGACUCCUGCUUGCUCAGAGGCCUGCACCAGUCAUAACAUAACUGACAAAUCACAGAUGCAUAUAACCUCUGGUAUACAGUACGUAGAGAUGCGGUGCUAUCCAGAGAUACAGGGACUGACUGGUCUCCCACAACACCCAGAGGACUGUGUUGUGUUCAGGGAGGCAGUUAGCAGACCCACGUACGAUGUUAAUUGGUUGACUAAUCAUACGAAUGUAAUGAAAGCUCUCUCUCUCUGUCUCUCUCUCUGUCUCUCUCUCUCUCUCUCUCUAUGCAAACCCAGGCUAUCCGGUCCUGCGGAAUAAGAUUGAGUUCAAAGGACCUGGCAAGGCAGCAAACAAGGACGACUGGAAUAAAUUCGUAAUGGCCACAAAGGUAAGAAGGGGGUUUGUUAUGUUAGCCCUGGAGACUACAUCACUGUGCUUGUUACCUCCUCUGCUGAUUUAGCUGCUAGUCCAUCAGCCUCACCCGCAUGAAACACUGGGUUUGAUUUAUAUUUAAUCCACACUUUAGAUCACAGGCACUCACGCAGGUUUAGAAUGUACAACGUGUAAAGUUGAAUCUUAGAGAAGGGCCCAUUUCAUUUCAGUGUGUUUCAUCAUCAUCAUGUGUGUGAUUUGGAUUACAGAGGUGUGAAUAGUAAAUGGACUGAUGUCCACAAACAGAGAUUUAAAGACUGGCCUUUUACACGUAUGCACGUUUGCACACACACACAGUCGUCCCUGUGGUUCCCUGUAUGUAAUCUGAUAUGUGAUUGGCUGGUCUGUGUGUGUGUCCUCUUCUCAGACCACUCACAGCCCGGAGUGCCAGGAUGUGCUGAAGUUUGUGAGUCAGUGGUGUGGAGGGCUCCCCACCUCUGGCUUCUCCUUCCACUGA